AAUAAUACAAAAAUGAAUGUAUGGUAUAAUUGGAAUGUCUGAGUUGAUGAUUUGAGAACGUCCACUCCUGCCUCAUUUGAACUAGACAACAGGUCAUUGAUGGUUUUAAUGUUGUUAUCUACUCCAGACCUGCAGGUGAAGGUGACCACUACAUGGUGGUUAACGACACUGACCUGUAACACCACCUGUACUCUGACUGACAACCCCACCUACAUCUGGUACAGGAACAGUAAGAUUGUACAAGAGAACUCCUCCCCCUCAUACUCAGUCUACUUUAAAACUGAAGACAGCUUCUACUGUGAUGUAAACGGCAUCAAUUCUCAUCCAGUGUCUUUUGAGGGUCACAGUUAUUUCCACGUGACUUACACCCAUCAGAGUGUCUGUACCUUGAAUGGGUCAUCAGUGGACAUAUCCUGCUCUUAUACAUUUCCCAGGGGUCAUACAGUCUCUGAAACAAAAUGGUAUACAAAAGGAAAACUUGAUGAGGUGCCUCAAAUCCUGAACCCGGGGUUUGGAGGUCGUGUGGAGUACCUUGGAAAUAUGCAGAGUGACUCCACCCUGAGAAUCACAGACCUGAGAGAGGAGGAUUCAGCUGAGUAUAAGUUUAGAUUCAGAACAGAUCAGACAACCUGGGAGCCCACCUUCCCUGGAACAACUCUGACUGUCACAGGUCUGCAGGUGAAGGUGACUCCUGCCACUGUGUCAGAGGGACAGAAGGUGACACUGACCUGUAGCACCACCUGUACUCUGACUGAGAACCCCAACCCCACCUACAUCUGGUACAAGAAUGGACAUGUAACCACCCAAUCUAACAGUCUGUUCCUAAACCCAGUCAGCAGUGAGGAUGCAGGCAGAUACUCCUGUGCUGUAGAAGGCCAUGAGGAUCUCCACUCUGCUGAAGAGACUCUCACUGUCACAUAUGGCCCAAAGAACACCUCAGUGUCAGUCAGUCCCUCUGGUGAAAUAGUGGAGGGCAGUUCAGUGACUCUGACCUGCAGCAGUGAUGCCAACCCACCUGUGGACACAUACACCUGGUACAAGAAGAACGUAACCUCACCAAAAGCAUCAGGACAGAGUUACAGCAUCACUAACAUCAUCUCUGAGGACAGAGGAGAAUAUUACUGUGAGGCCCAGAAUAAAAAAGGAUCUAUGAACUCUACAGUUCUGAUGAUUGUUGUAGCAGGGAAACAAACCUCAGUUAUGACUGUAACUGUAGGAAUCACAGUGGUUGUUCUGGUUCUCAUCCUCUGUCUCUCUGGCUUCAUGUGGUUCAGGAAACAAGCCUCCAAAUCCACCUCCAACACAAGAGACACAGCAGACGAUGGACAGGGAAACUCUAGUCCAGUGUAUGACAAUGUCUCAAGCAUGGCCAUGACCCCUACUGCAGCACAGACAGCGGACACAGACAACCAGGAUUAUGUUUACUAUGCCAGCGUCCACUUCUCUGGCUCCAAAAACCAGGAAGUGCCUCUAUACUCCACCGUCCAGCUGCCUCAGCCCCAGAUUCAGGAGGAUGUCCAGUAUGCUGCUGUGAAAUUCAGCUGUCCCAGUGCUUCCACCCGGUGAACGUAUUCUGCCAUUACAACAACAGAGUCAAUACUAGAACAUUGAACACAGACAGCAUCAGGGUCAUUCAUAUGCUGCUGCUUAUUGGAAGAGUAGACAAUGUCAUCAAUAAGCAAAACGGUUGACCCCCUAGUGACAACUCAUUGUUCCCUGAAAAGUCCCUCCAUCAAUAGGUGAAGCACAGGAGGAUGGUGGCACCUUCAUUGGGGAGGAUGGGCUUGUGGUAAUGCCUGGAGCGGAAAAGGUGGAAUGGUAUAAAAUACAUCAAACACAUGUUUUCAUUCCAUUUGCGCCGUUCUGCCCAUUAUUAUGACCCGUUCUCCCCUCAGCAACCUCCUGUGAUCUAAAGAGUUGUAGGACCAUCCUUCAGGCCAAAGUGCAUUUCCUUGAACUCAUAAUAUGGUGUAACAAUGGACAUUUUGAAAAGUUGCACUCAGGGUUGGGGUCAAUUCCAUUUCAAUUUAGGAAAAUUCCAAUUGUUCCUCAUUGAAAAGCAUUGAAAAAAGAUGGAAUUUCAGUUUAGCUCCUGAAUUGAAAUGGUAUUGACCCCUAGCCUGGUUGCAGUUUCAAGAAGACCUUGUAUUUCUGGACCUGUAUUUAAAAAAUAAUUGAUAUAAUGAUAUAUAACAAUACAAUAAUAAAUGCCAUUUAGCAGAUGCUUUUAU
Salvelinus namaycush (lake trout) is the source of this 2231-nucleotide messenger RNA. Its product is annotated as B-cell receptor CD22-like. NCBI's taxonomy places the organism in Eukaryota, Metazoa, Chordata, Actinopteri, Salmoniformes, Salmonidae. The transcript is spliced from 7 exons. The record is from RefSeq and is a predicted model, not a curated record. The coding region runs from base 100 to 1566 and encodes 488 amino acids.